Messenger RNA from Anopheles maculipalpis, 1521 nucleotides. Its product is annotated as transcription factor hamlet. The coding region runs from base 73 to 1521 and encodes 482 amino acids. The transcript has a single exon. NCBI's taxonomy places the organism in Eukaryota, Metazoa, Arthropoda, Insecta, Diptera, Culicidae. The record is from RefSeq and is a predicted model, not a curated record. Gene Ontology annotation, cellular component: nucleus.
UCGCCCCGGGUGUCACAAAAGAGCACAACAACGGCCGCAACCGUGAUCUGCGCGAAUGCAGUGAGGCGCAAGAUGCGCGAGAAGGAUCACUCACCGCGCAAGAUGUUGCCCAGUCCAAAGCAAGGCGCGGUCUAUCCGCUGCUCGGUCUCGGAUCCACCCUGCCGGCACCGUUCGAUCUCUCGCUCGUCAAUCGUUCGUCCUCGUCGAAUCUGUUGCACCAGCAGCAACAGCAACAUCAGAGCCUCGCCGAGCAACCGCUCGAUCUGCGGGUGGAGCGGAAAAAGUCGUCGGCCGGCACGUCCACCUCCACCUCGUCGGACGACGAGACGGAUCCACCGAGGGCCAGCUCGACCGACAGCAAGCCCGGGAGUAAUGUGAUAUACUUUAACGAUAACAACAACAACACAAACAAUCUGAACAACAACCACAGCAAACCGUCCGAUAGUGAUAAGAGCCCGAGUCCUACGAAUCACAACAAUAACAACAACAACAACAGCUCCAAGUACGCCAACAACAACCAUAUCAACAUUAAGGAUGAGUUCCGAAUAUCGAACCUCGCGAACCACAACAACCCGAGCGCCCUAUUUUCCGGCCCGCCAGGACUCAAUCCGCUUAUGCUGGAAGCGAUCGCGAAGGCAGGUCUUCCGCUACCGUACCGUGGUUCGUUUCUACCGCCACGAUCAUCCGCCACGUACGAUCUGCAGCGGUUAAAGGAGCGUGAAGCACUCGCCCACAGCCUGUCCCAGCUGCGCCAGAGUGCGUCCAACAGUGCUGGUGGGAACGUUCUCAACAACAACAACGCCAACAUCAUCAACCACAACCUGCCAACGGGAGGAGCGGGCGGCGGUACGACAGGCUCACACGUCAAGAACAAGGAUCGGUACGCAUGCAAGUUCUGUGGCAAAGUGUUCCCACGAUCGGCCAACCUAACGCGCCAUCUACGUACCCACACGGGUGAGCAGCCGUACAAGUGUCGGUACUGCGAGCGAUCCUUCAGCAUCUCGAGCAACCUGCAGAGACACGUCCGCAACAUCCACAACAAGGAGCGACCGUUCAAGUGUGCGCUCUGCGAACGAUGCUUCGGUCAGCAAACGAACCUAGACCGCCAUCUGAAGAAGCAUGAGGCGGACGCUGCUGGGCUUGGGCUUGGGUUGGACGAACGGCUGCGAGCGGCACGACGGAACAGUCGAGGCAUACCGGAAGAUUCUUACUUCGAGGAGAUACGAUCCUUCAUGGGGAAGGUGACACAGUUACCGAUCCCGCUACGAUUGCAGCAGCAGCAGCAACAAUCACCUUCCUCUCAGUCAAACACCACAAGGGAUAGCCCAUUCGGACGACGACAGGCUCAGCAGCAGCAACAACAGGAUGGACAGACCGAUACACACUCAUCCCGCAGCUCAACACCCUCGGACGAAGAACCCGUCUCACCGGCGGCAAGCAUCGGGAGCACCCCGGACCAGGACAUCAAGAUGGAGACCAACAACAACGAGGACGGUGACGAACCUUUACAGGUCACCUGA